AUGGACAGAUUACUGAGAUUAGGAGGAGGAAUGACGGGACUAAAUCAAGGUCCACCUCCGUCAGAUGCUCCUGUAGUUGACACUGCCGAACAGGUUUAUAUUUCUUCUCUGGCACUGUUGAAAAUGUUGAAGCACGGUCGUGCUGGAGUACCUAUGGAAGUCAUGGGUCUCAUGUUAGGAGAAUUUGUCGACGAUUACACUGUGAGAGUUAUUGAUGUCUUUGCUAUGCCUCAAACUGGAACGCAAACAGGUAGACCAGAAAUGGUGGUUGGGUGGUACCACUCGCAUCCUGGGUUCAGUUGUUGGUUGUCGGGUGUUGAUAUCAACACACAGCAGUCCUUUGAAGCAUUGAGUGAAAGAGCUGUGGCUGUCGUAAUCGAUCCAAUUCAAUCCGUAAAAGGGAAAGUUGUUAUUGAUGCAUUUAGGUUAAUUAAUCCUAAUAUGAUGGUAUUGGGACAAGAACCCCGUCAAACUACCUCGAAUUUAGGACAUUUACAAAAACCAUCUGUACAAGCUCUUAUUCACGGUUUAAAUCGUCAUUACUACAGUAUAAGUAUUAAUUACCGUAAGAAUGAAUUAGAGCAAAAAAUGUUGUUGAAUUUACAUAAAAAGACCUGGAUGGACGGUCUUACUUUGGCUGAAUAUUCUGAGCACAGUAAACUCAAUGAAAAUACUGUUGCUGAAAUGCUUGAGCUUGCUAAGAAUUAUAAUAAGUCAUUGGAGGAUGAGGAAAAAAUGACACCCGAGCAACUGGCGAUUAAGAACGUCGGUAAGCAAGACCCGAAACGUCACCUGGAAGAAAAAGUUGACAUGUUGAUGUCCACAAACAUCGUCCAGUGUCUUGGAGCUAUGCUUGACACCGUUGUGUUUAAAUAA
Cotesia congregata is the source of this 876-nucleotide messenger RNA. Lineage: Eukaryota; Metazoa; Arthropoda; Insecta; Hymenoptera; Braconidae. The record is from the annotation of a GenBank genome assembly.